AUAAUACUAUUAUUGCUUCCAUCAAUCGUCGUCUCGUCGCUCUCUCCUUCCCCCUUCUGUGCCUCCUCGUUGUUCGGCUUCGGGCUUCCGAAGAACGGAGAGGUGUGCGCCUAUGGAUCACUUCGAGGCGCAGAGCAAGCCGGUUUCCGGCGAUAGAUCCGAGAACGACACCGAGAAGGCAGCGGCAGACGCGAGGGCAGCCCAUCUCGCCCCGAAAGGCUCCUCCGUCGCAACCGAGGUCGGCAUCAGGAACUCGCCGAUGCCGACGCUGAAGCCAAGCUCUACGGCGGGACCGCAGCUCAUCAUGUUCUAUGGAGGAACCAUCAACGUUUAUGACUCCGUCCCCCCUGAAAAGGCGCAGGCCAUCAUGCUCAUCGCUGCGGCAAUGGCCGUAGCCACGAGGGUCUCCACCAAUAACACUGCUGCCACGGCAGUGGCGGCGAGGACCUCUGCCAUUAGAACUGCUGCCGCAGCUGCUGCCGCCCAUUCCCCGGUGGUAGUUGGCCCGGCUGCUGCUGCAGCCACAACUGCAGUGGCAGCGCCAGCUGCACCAGCGCUCACGAGGACUUUGUCAUUUCUCAGUUCCUCGGCUGUGACAGACGGUUCGCCAAAGCAACCCCAGCUUGCUCCCAACCCAGGCAGCUCCCUCUGCAAGCUGCAAGCUGAGCUUCCGAUUGCAAGGAGGCACUCGCUUCAACGCUUCUUGGAGAAGCGCCGUGACAGGGUGGUGAGCAAAGCCCCCUAUGCUACAGACAAGUCUUCAGACGGCAUCAAAGCAGCUUCUGAAGGACAACUUUGAACUCAUGCGAUCACCAUCGUAUUAUCAUUUGGGCCAAAAUCUCAGACUGUCAACUAUUAAUUGUCUGUUGUUGUAAGCGACUGCGUUUAAACUUGGUAGUAGGACCAUGAGCCUUGUGACUGAUGUACUUACUGUGUCUCUAUGGUUGCACCUGUCUUGUGUUACAAAUUCCGAUGAUUGGAUAAUGUUGCGAAAGAAAGUUAGCAUUGGACUUAGUAUGAACUCCAACAAGACAUAUAUUUUGUGUUUGUUUGUGUAA
Musa acuminata AAA Group (dessert banana) is the source of this 1058-nucleotide messenger RNA. Its product is annotated as protein TIFY 3-like. Gene Ontology annotation, cellular component: nucleus. Gene Ontology annotation, biological process: regulation of jasmonic acid mediated signaling pathway; regulation of defense response; response to wounding. The record is from RefSeq and is a predicted model, not a curated record. Lineage: Eukaryota; Viridiplantae; Streptophyta; Magnoliopsida; Zingiberales; Musaceae. Bases 113 to 799 code for a protein of 228 amino acids. The transcript is spliced from 5 exons.